This is a messenger RNA of Talaromyces amestolkiae, 1215 nucleotides long. RefSeq lists its product as uncharacterized. Lineage: Eukaryota; Fungi; Ascomycota; Eurotiomycetes; Eurotiales; Trichocomaceae. The record is from RefSeq and is a predicted model, not a curated record. Bases 1 to 1215 code for a protein of 404 amino acids. The transcript has a single exon. Gene Ontology annotation, molecular function: hydrolase activity, acting on carbon-nitrogen (but not peptide) bonds.
AUGCGCUACUCUACUAUAACCAUCUUUGCUACGAUUGCAGCUGCCUGCGGCGUACCAGCCCAUCUAGUCGAGAAGGAUAUUCCUAGCAAGACGGCCAUUACCAAUGUUCACGUAUGGAAUGGUGCUGGCUUUUCGGCUCCAUCCACCGUGGUUAUUAUUGACUCAAUCAUUACCAACGCCAAUACUGCUGAUGCCGAAACAACAGUGGACGGAAGGGGGGGUUAUUUGAUGCCAGGCUACAUCGACAGUCACUGCCAUGUGACAUCUUGUUCGUACCUCACCGCAAUGCGUGCCAACGGUAUCACGACCGCAUUAGACAUGGGAACGUUCCCUGUGUCCGCUGUUACAGCUUGCAGAGCAGAAGGUGUCACAGAUAUUUACGGCACUGGAGCAGCAGGUACUGUCAAUGGAACUGCUAUUAGCAAGAUACCCGGAUUUCCCCAAGACUCCUUUCUGGCGUCUCCAGAGGCGGCACGGACAUUUGUCGCGAACCGCAUUCAAGAGGGCGCAUCGUGGAUUAAGGUAUUCCUCGACCCUCUUGGUCCUGACGAGGAAACGCUUUCUACGGUUGUAGCCGCUGCUCACGCAGCUGGCAUAAAGGUUGUCACUCACGCCACGAGCUAUGCAGACUACAGCGAAGCCCAGACAGCUGGCGCUGACAUUCCAUGUCAUGUACCCCUUGACAAACCACUGGACGCAGCCUCGAUUCAAAAUCUCACAUCAGCUCAUCGCCAUGUAGUUCCCACGCUAAUUAUGAUGCAAUCCAUUGUCAACAAUACAAGGACCCCAUAUAUUGCGUAUACCGCAGCAGCUGAAGGAAGUGUCACAGCCAUGAAUGCAGCUGGCGUAUCAAUUGCGGUUGGGACCGAUGCAAAUACAUCCCCAUAUGUUCCAGCAAACCCGCCUUUUGGCACCUCUUUUCAUGCGGAACUUGCGCUGUUAGUUGCUGCUGGUCUGACCCCGACCCAGGCACUGCAGGGUGCUACUUCAGUUGCUGCACAUGCAUUUGGCUUGUAUGAUCGGGGUUCAAUCAGCCCCGGGCUCAGGGCUGAUCUUGUCUUGCUAAGCGCCGAUCCUACGGUCAACAUCGCCAAUUCAAAGUCGAUUGAGUACGUCUGGCUUGCAGGUGUGCAAUUCACGCCUGGGGCCUAUUUAGAAGUUCUUUUAUGUUUCAACCGAAAGCCAGUACGGCUGUACGGUGAGAACGGAUGGUAG